AUUCCAUAUCUAGCUACAUAUGACGCAGAAUUCUCCUUCAUCAGUAUUGAUCAGGGAACUUCCAUGCUCUUCCAUCUGCGGCCGAACGGGUGGCCUGAGUUUAAGGAUUCAUCAACUAUGACUACAGGCGCCACAAUACGCACGUUCAUGGACAUGGACUCCAUGCAAAUAUCGGCUGCAGCUUUCAUCGUGGAGAUACAUGGCAAAUUUUCGACAUCGAAAAGGAUUGAUUUGAUGGAAGAAUUCCCGCAAUCUAGAUCUUCGGUUACCGUCGCUAUUUUAGCCGUAGUGGGUCGCCAUCAGUCCGGAUACAGUGCAUCAACGUGA
Messenger RNA from Bipolaris victoriae FI3, 327 nucleotides. RefSeq lists its product as hypothetical. NCBI's taxonomy places the organism in Eukaryota, Fungi, Ascomycota, Dothideomycetes, Pleosporales, Pleosporaceae. The record is from RefSeq and is a predicted model, not a curated record. The annotation marks the transcript as partial. The transcript has a single exon.